This is a messenger RNA of Oncorhynchus kisutch (coho salmon), 2733 nucleotides long. RefSeq names its product cationic amino acid transporter 3-like. The transcript is spliced from 12 exons. Bases 191 to 2143 code for a protein of 650 amino acids. Gene Ontology annotation, cellular component: plasma membrane. NCBI's taxonomy places the organism in Eukaryota, Metazoa, Chordata, Actinopteri, Salmoniformes, Salmonidae. Gene Ontology annotation, molecular function: amino acid transmembrane transporter activity. Gene Ontology annotation, biological process: transmembrane transport; amino acid transport. The record is from RefSeq and is a predicted model, not a curated record.
GAGGAAAUCGGGAUGUUUCAUCAGCCUAUGGAAGUCAGCAUUAUUUUGUCGUGCGGUGGCUAGGUCAUUCGAACACUUCAGAGUGAAGAGCAACGGAUCUCUCCUGCUGCAUCUCAGCUCGUGACGCAUUUUCACUGCUCUGAUCAGCAACUGAUCACAGCCUCGGCCCCAGCUCCCUCCACAGACAACCAUGGUAGAAAAAAUGGCCUCCUUCGGCCGGAUCCUGCUGCGACGCAGGGCACUGGAUUGCUCUGAUGAGGGAACACGCUUUGCCCGCUGCCUCUCCACACUGGACCUGGUGGCCCUGGGGGUGGGCUCCACCCUGGGGGCAGGGGUGUACGUCCUGGCUGGUGAAGUGGCCAGGGAGAAGGCUGGCCCUGCCAUCGUUCUCUGCUUCCUCAUCGCUGCACUGUCCUCAAUGCUGGCCGGGCUCUGUUAUGCCGAGUUUGGCGCCCGCGUACCCAAGACGGGUUCGGCGUACCUGUACAGUUAUGUGACGGUUGGUGAAAUCUGGGCCUUCAUCACGGGAUGGAACCUCAUCCUCUCCUAUGUCAUCGGUACAGCCAGUGUGGCCCGAGCCUGGAGCUCUACAUUUGAUAAUCUAGUGGAGGAGAAGAUCUCUUUCUUCUUCAGGUCUUCCAUGGCCAUGAAGGUCCCGGGGGGUGUGCUGGCUGAAUACCCUGACCUGUUUGCACUCAUCAUCGUGCUCUUAUUAACUGGGCUGCUGGCAUUUGGAGUGAGUGAGUCUGCCUUGAUCAAUAAGAUUUUCACUGGGGUCAACCUGGUGGUGCUGGGCUUCAUCAUCAUCUCAGGCUUUGUGAAGGGAGACCCAGAGCACUGGAACCUCACCCUGGAGGACUUUGUUAAUACCUACCCCAACCACACCAACACCUCCAGCAUAUCCCAGGAGGUUGUGGAUAAGAUGUUUGGCUCGGGUGGUUUUGCUCCUUUUGGCCUCAGUGGCAUUCUGUCCGGUGCUGCUACCUGUUUCUACGCAUUCGUGGGUUUCGACUGCAUCGCCACUACCAGCGAAGAGGCUAAGAACCCCAUGCGUUCCAUCCCCGUGGGCAUCGUGGCCUCUCUGCUCAUCUGUUUCUUCGCCUACUUCGGGGUGUCUGCAGCCCUCACCCUCAUGAUGCCUUACUACAUGCUGGACACCCAGAGCCCCCUGCCAGAGGCCUUCAACUACGUGGGCUGGGAUCCUGCUCGCUACAUCGUGGCUGUGGGUUCCCUCUGUGCUCUCUCCACCAGCCUGCUUGGGUCCAUGUUCCCCAUGCCGAGGGUGAUCUACGCCAUGGCAGAGGAUGGGCUCCUGUUCCGUGGCCUGUCCCGCAUGAACACGCGCACCAAGACCCCCCUGAUGGCCACUAUAGUCUCUGGCUGUGUGGCAUCUCUGAUGGCCUUCCUCUUUGACCUGGCUGCCCUGGUUGAUCUCAUGUCCAUAGGGACACUGCUGGCCUACUCACUAGUGGCCAUCUGUGUGCUUAUCCUUAGGUACCAGCCCGGCACCCUGAGCUCAUCCAGUCAGACAGAAAAUCUAGUGGAUCUGGUUGGAGGGGAGAAGGUGGCCCGUGGGGACAGUGGAGAUGAGUACGGCCUGGAUCUGGAGGACCGCCCCCUCAGGGAAAAAUUCACCCCCUGCCUCCUCCUCUUCCCCAGUGGUGCCUUCCCUACCAAGACCUCCGGGAACAUUGUCUAUGCCACCACGGCCAUUAUCUCGGUGCUCAUCACUGUGCUGUGUGUGGUGCUGGCAGGGAAGCUGGAUGAGUUGAUGGAGGUUCAGCCUGUGUGGGUCACAGUGUGUGUAGUCCUGGCCUUGCUCUGUGCCCUUUGUGUCAUUAUCAUCUGGAGACAACCAGAGAGCACGGAAGCCCUCACCUUCAAGGUGCCCCUGCUGCCUUGGCUGCCUCUGUUCAGUGUCUUUGUCAACAUCUACCUCAUGAUGCAGCUGGACCUGGCUACGUGGUGCCGUUUCGCUGUGUGGAUGGCCAUUGGAUUCGCAAUCUACUUCUUUUAUGGGAUCUGGCACAGCAGUGCGGCAGCCAGCAGCACCCGUGGGAAAUAUGAGCCUGCCCUCCAGACCAAGAAGAAGCACAUCUACCUGGGGGGAGACGAGAGUGAGGUGGAGGGGAUGAGCCCCUGAACAGCUGGAGGAAACCCCACACAUAAUACCUCUGCAGUGAAGGCAGACAAUUCAACUGACUGACACUACAAUUCAUCUGUUUUUCUUUUCCAUUUUUGGGAUAUCUCUGUUUUAAGCUUAUUUGGACAUUUGAGGAAUUAUAUUUUUAACAGUUGAAACAUUGCUAUUAACAUUACUAGUGAUUUUAUUUAUUAGAAGUUAGUCUCUUCCAAGUUUGAUUGUGUCUGUGCCUCUAAUUGUUAGCCCCUGGUGUCCAGCAGCAAUAUGAACUACAGCUGGCCAGGAGUGUUGGUUAGGGCCAUGUGUAAACAGAGUGGGUCUAUGUGGUUUACAAUCUUGGUCAGAGCCUCUGUGUACUUGGGACAACAGCACAGGGUUAGUGGAUCAAGGCCUGAUGCAGGUGCUUUGGGGAUCGCUGGCGUAGACAAACCGUCCUCCAUCACCUGUCACAGAGCAAUGUAUUUAACAGUAGGGCCUUGUACGCCUUGUGGCAGAAACUAGUAUUUAUUGUUGGUGUCAGCUUGUUCUGUAAGAUGAAAUAUCACCACAGAGAUGUGGGAACUAAAUAUCCUAAAGGCAUUUAUGAACAA